AUGAGAAGACAUCAAGUUUAUAAAUUAUCCAUAGUGAUAAUACUCUGUACUGUCCUGGUAUUAAAAUUAACAAACAAUUUACCCAUAGAACAAAUAGGACAUCAUUAUUAUGCUUUGAAAAAUUCUAGAAACCAAAUAAAAUCUAAGAAAGAUUUCCUAAAUGUGGAUAUAUCUAAUCUUUUAAAAUUUAAAAAAAAUUGGAUUAAUUCUCCAAUUAGAUCAAUAACGAGAACUCAGGAAUAUUCGAAAAAAUCAUUAGUAGGCUAUGUCUCCAAUUUAGAUCUUAAGGACGAAAAGAAGGGGUCUGAAUACUCCGCGUCAUGUUCAGAUUUAGAAUACAUUAACGACAUUGAAUAUUCAUAUUGGGUACAUACAUUACCAUCUGAUUUAAAAGAAGUACGUAGAGAAUUAUUAACAAGCCCAGCUUUCGAAUUCGUUGAACCACAGUUACAUUCAGAUUUAGAAAUCAACUGGGAUGAGGAAAAAAUCUUGGAAAAGAAUUGGUUAACGUUUGGUGGGGUCUCUGUUUGGUCUAAACGGUAUAAUGUUUAUUUCGUUUAUUCAAGAGUCAUCUAUUCAAGAAAAGCUCAAAGGAACCAUCCUCAUGUAUCGCUAGUGAGAGGUCAAGUGUUUGAUAAAGAUUGGAAUGAAAUUCAUGGGUUUAAAGUCCCAUUUAACGAUAUUAUUGUUCCUAAGGAUGAUGAAGUAGAAUUACAGAAAUUAGAUGAGGAUUUAGGUUUAUACGAUUGUAAGAAACAACUUGGGCAUAAGGAAAAAGAACUGGCUUCGAACGAAUAUGAGAACUGUUUAGUAGAGGUAAAUAAACUUAAAUUGAAAAAUGAAAAGAGAAAGAAGGAAAUUCUUCAAAAAUAUUAUACCAUUUAUCCUACUGUUCUAAACAUUCCCUUCAUAUCCACUGGAGCUGAUUAUGAAGGUCCCGAAGACCCUCAUAUUAUUAUGAGAGAAACUGCUGAGUUUGAGGAACCUUUAAUUUUCUUUAAUAUGCAAGAUCAUAAUGAUGGUAAGCGAAAAUUAUACGGAUUUUUACCACAUCAAAAAAGUGAUCCAUUAAUUGAAUUCCAUAUUAAUGGAAGAGGUAUUAAAGGUAAAGAGAAAAAUUGGGUACCAUUUUUCCAUGCAGAUUCAUCAAAAGGACAGGCUGAAAGUCAAUUUUCAAGAGGUACCAUUCAUUUCAUUUAUUCAUUUUACCCGUUAGAAAUUUUGAAAUGUUCUUUAAAUGAUGGCGAUUGUGAAUUUGUAUUCGAAGGUUCAACUUUAGAACUUGAUAAAGACACUGAGUUUUCAGGUAUGAGAGGGUCCACGCAAUUUAUUAAUCUACCUAAUGUCAUUCCAACUCUAGCAGGUAAACAACUAUGGGUUGGGUUCCCUAAAUUCCAUCUGAAUGGUUGUGGGUGCGGUGUAAAAUAUUAUCGACCCAUGCUAUCUGUCAUAGUAGAAUCUAAUGGAGUUUAUCAUCAAGAACUAGUGGUACCGACUUUAGAUUUCAAUAUUGAUGUCUUGUCUUGGGAUUUAAAGGGCCAUUAUUGUUUCGAUGUCAAUGUAUUAAAUCCAAAUUCAAUCAAUUAUUGGGAAGUUGUCAGUCAAGACCCUGUUACGAAGAAAUAUGAAGAUUAUAUGUCUUUGACAGUUAGUGAAGCAGAUCACAAUACGAAAGUGGUUAUCGUGAAGGGCUUAUUGAAUUAUAUCUUGGGAAUUUACAAAGAUAAAAAUAUCAAAGAAGAUUUCCAGAUUACAGAGCAUGCUAAUUCCAUCAUCGCAGAAAGCGUGAAGUGUAUAGACAAAGAUACAAAGCAAGACUGUAAAAACUAUGGUAAAACACAUCCGGAACCUAAAGAUCUGUGA
This is a messenger RNA of Naumovozyma dairenensis CBS 421, 1863 nucleotides long. RefSeq lists its product as uncharacterized. The transcript has a single exon. Lineage: Eukaryota; Fungi; Ascomycota; Saccharomycetes; Saccharomycetales; Saccharomycetaceae. Gene Ontology annotation, molecular function: mannosyltransferase activity. The record is from RefSeq and is a predicted model, not a curated record. The coding region runs from base 1 to 1863 and encodes 620 amino acids.